Drosophila takahashii is the source of this 2294-nucleotide messenger RNA. RefSeq lists its product as uncharacterized. NCBI's taxonomy places the organism in Eukaryota, Metazoa, Arthropoda, Insecta, Diptera, Drosophilidae. The record is from RefSeq and is a predicted model, not a curated record.
CGCAUAAGAUCGAAGAAACAACGCUCAGAUUUUAGAUGUAUUAUGUCACCUAUAUGGGUGUCUAGAUAACAAAACAAAAACACUUACAGACCUACACAAAAAACCAAAAAAAUACAAAACUAACAAGAAACCACUAAUAAAUCAAUAAUCCAUUACACAAAUGGCGGCGAAACGCACCCGUGAUGCGGAUAUCGUCAAGCACAAGAUGGACCUGCGGGUCCGAUUCAAGAAAUUAGUUCGGGCGGUCAUUAUGAACCAGACGUGGCUCUCCGACGAGGAGGAGCAGGGAAUCUCAAUGAAUGUGAAAAAGAAUGUCGCUUUGAUGCGCCAAAAACGCAAGCCAGGCAUGCUUACCGUAGCGGAUAAGGCUCUAUUGCGUUCGAAUCCCGCAUUCAGGACAAUUGAGGAACGCAAGAAGCUUUGCAUGCUAAUAGCAGGUCUGAAUUGUUUCUCUAGGAUUCCACCGAAAAUUCGAUCGCGCAUGGUGCCGGUCCUUAAGUUUAUGUCCAUUAAUGAAUCGCGAUUAAUUAUCAAGGACGGGGAUAUGCCCAUUUCCGUUUAUUUUAUACUGAAUGGCGAGGUCGAGAUGAAAAAGACCAUAUACAAUAAGGCUACAAAACAAGAGGAUGCCGUUCCGGAGGCUAUUUUUGGGCCAGGUGACUGCUUUGGCGACGUUGAAAUGGUUGAAGAUUGCCCGAGAAUGAAUACCUAUAUAGCCUUGUCUAGCUGUGAGGUUUUAUCGUUAUACGACCAGGACUAUGAGCGCAUCUUGAAACCAUUUAUGUUGAAACAAUGGAAUGAAAAGAAGCUUGCACUAAAAGCAUUUGACUAUUUUGAUUUUCUGAGCCCCGAACAGAUAAUUCUCGCUUGCAAGUACUCUUACUUGGUUCAGUAUGAGCCCCUGGAGACCAUUUAUCUGGGCGAUAAGGGUUCUUUGGGUUAUGUGCGAUUUAUUCUUAGUGGAGAGUGCGUCAUUUUGCAGUGUUUGAGCAUGAAGGUCACCAAUGCGGAUGGCAAGGUCAACUACGAGCUGACUGAAAUCGACAAGGAUAAGGAGGGACUUGAUAUGUUUCAAUCCUGGAAGGAUCUCAGGAGCCAAGCGCAAAUUGUUGACAUACAGGACAUUUUGGCCUCUACCUCCUCCUCCUCCGAUGAUGUCGAAGGAGGUGUCACAAAGAAAAAGCAAGCGAUGCGCAAAAUGGGUCUAGCUGAGAUUGAGAAGUUCUGUGGCAUCCGCGACUCGGCCACGCCUAAAGGAAAGAAAGCGAAGCCGCGGAGAACACUAAAUACGCAGGCACAGGCCAGAAAAACAGCGUUGAUCCAAUCACUGAGGCGCGGAACUCCUUGGCAGCCAAGUGGGGGACUUAAUUCCGAUCAAUAUGACGACGACGAUGAUGAUGAUGAUCUAGGCGAUAAUGAAGAUUAUUUGGAUUAUGCCGACGAUAUCGAUGAUGAUGAGAAUUAUUCUGAUGACAGCACAUAUGAUGACUCGGACGAUGGUUCCAUGGACAGAACCAUUGCGGAGGUGCAAGUGCAGCUAAGGCGACACACCGCCGAAAGUUCAGAAACGGAAAAGAAGGGAUCCAAGUCCAGUUCGUCAUCGGAAAUAUUCACGGCCAGUUCGGCGACCAACGUUAAUAAUAACAUUGUUGAGGGCGAACCAAAACGUAAAGUUACCGAUCCUGUCGAAACCCACUUUAUAGACGUAGGCUCACUGACCUACGGCAGCGUUUUUGGUCUGGGCGAAAAGAUGGAGCACCGUGUUAUUAUGGCCCGAACCGUCGUACAAUGUCUGCUCCUUCCACGCUUUUGGCUACUGGAAGAGGAACAGAAUCCUGGUAACAUAUGGCACCGCCGACGCUUCUACUUCGAGUGCAAUGUGCCCUCGCGUCAGGAUCUGUUUACCAACUUUCUCAAGACCCGGCAGUGGAACAAAUUCCGACAUGACUACAUUCAAAGCCUGCUGAAUCGCGAGGAGCAGGGCAACAUUACCAAGGAGGAGGAUAUACCCAUUAUGUGUCGCAUUGUGGAGACUAGCGAUGAUGCCACAUAAUGAAUGAACACAAGUUUAUAUCCAAAUUAUCUGUGAUCUUGCAAUAAAACGUGCUUCCAAUUCUAAUUCGGGGAAUUCUAGCGCUAUUUGUUAUUAAAUAUAAAUAUUAAUAUUUAAGUGUGAGAUUUAGAGAUUUUGUAAAACUGUUUCGUAAUUAAGAUUUAUUGUGUAAAAACGUUAUCAAAUACUUCAAAUUAAGAUCAUAUUCGCUAUUUUUGAGGUAUUGGGAGUGCCACAGAAA